This is a messenger RNA of Paramuricea clavata, 423 nucleotides long. The record is from the annotation of a GenBank genome assembly. Lineage: Eukaryota; Metazoa; Cnidaria; Anthozoa; Malacalcyonacea; Plexauridae.
GGUGUUGUUGACUCGCAUUUGGCUUGUCAUCCAGACAGUCUAAUUUGCAUCGUGGGCGAUUUUAAUCCCAAUUCAACCAAUAUAUCUUCCAGCCGCUUUCGUCAGUUAUGCGGCCUGGCGCAGAUUGUAAAAGUUUUCACAAGAGAUUCAGGCAUCCUUGAUUGGUGUUUAACAAAUAAACCUAAAAUUAUGUCUGUACCCGAGAAAUUACCCAAGAUUGGCUCCAGCGACCAUUACUGCUUUGUUGUCAGGCAGAAAUUGCCUCGAGCAAAACCACCGCCCAAAGAGACUAUCUUUAGACGAGACACCCGUGAUAGUCGAAUUCGAGAAUUUGGCCAGUGGAUAACCUCGUUUUCAUGGCAAGAGGUGAUCUCGAAAGGUUCGUGUCAAGAUAAAUGUGAAUGUUUCCAUCCAGGGGCGUAG